Molecule: messenger RNA, 765 nt
Organism: Salarias fasciatus (jewelled blenny)
Lineage: Eukaryota; Metazoa; Chordata; Actinopteri; Blenniiformes; Blenniidae
Gene: erp27
Product: endoplasmic reticulum protein 27
Exons: 7
Coding region: 1-765 (254 amino acids)
Biological process (GO): response to endoplasmic reticulum stress; protein folding
Cellular component (GO): endoplasmic reticulum
Molecular function (GO): protein disulfide isomerase activity
Source: RefSeq, a predicted model, not a curated record
AUGACGGCCGCUCUGUUCCUGGCCCUCCUGCUGGCUUCUGCCGCUGCUGCAAAGAAAGACAGCAAGCUUAGCCGACUAAAUGACACCAAAGCUGUUGAAGCCUUCAUCAACUCUGCCGAAGUGGUGGUCAUCGGAUUCCUGGAGGGAGAAGACAGUCGCGGCUUUAAGGAACUGGCAGGAGCUGCAAAGAAAGUCCAAUCGAUCCCGAUGGCCAUUUGCACUGAGAAGGAGGCGUGGGCCGACUACAGCGUCUCCUCGGACACCAUUGCCCUCUUCAGAAAAGUAGACGACCACAAGGAGUUCCUGAAUCUUGCUGAGGCCAAGAAGCUGGAUGUUGACGGUCUUGUCCAUUUCAUCUCGGUCAACGAGAUUCGAUACAUCACCGAGUACAACCAAGUGAGCGCAGUGGGCCUUUUCAACUCAGAGGUGACGGCUCACCUCCUGGUGUUUGCUAACAGGGGGAAGAAGGAAUUUACUGAGCUCAAGGAGAAACUUGGAGCUCUGGCCCCAGAGUUCACUGGUAAGUUCCUGUUUGUUCUGGUUAACGGAGCGUUGAAGGGAAACGCUCGUUCGCUCUCCUACUUUGGCCUAAAAUCUGAAGAUCUGCCAAGAGUCGGGAUCUACGAUAAAGACUCCGACAUGAAGUGGCUCCUGCCGGAAGGAGACAUCACCCCAGAGCGAGUACGGGAAUUCUGUCAGUCUUUCCUGCGAGGCGAGCUGAAGGAUGUGAAACAAGCAGGAGAUCAGCGCAAAACUGAGCUGUAG